Molecule: messenger RNA, 1074 nt
Organism: Myotis brandtii (Brandt's bat)
Lineage: Eukaryota; Metazoa; Chordata; Mammalia; Chiroptera; Vespertilionidae
Gene: CUNH4orf17
Product: chromosome unknown open reading frame, human C4orf17
Exons: 9
Coding region: 1-1074 (357 amino acids)
Source: RefSeq, a predicted model, not a curated record
AUGAGCCUCAAUACCCCAGCAUCUACUCCUCAAUUUGAGAGCAAAGGCAGCCACAGUGUGUCUAGAAAUGGAAGUUGUUAUCUAGUCAGGCACACCCCCCAUCCCAGAAGGGUCUGCCACAUCAAAGGCUUGAAUAACAUUCCUAUCUGUACUGUGAGGGAUGAUGAGAACUCAUUGUGGGAUGUUGACCAGUUCAACCACUUAGAGACGACGGACAAUAUACCAUUUGCCAAAUGCAGUCACCCACCCAGCACUGCAGCCCUGGAGAGCCCAGUCAGAGGAGUCUCACCAGCCCCAAAAAGUGCCAAUGUACAUCCCCCACGGCCUCAUUCUGAGCCCUGUAGAAAAAUCAAGGAGUGCUUCAAAACUUCCAGUGAGAAUCCCUUAGUAAUUAAAAAGGAAGAAAUUGAGGUAAAAAAUCCACCCUCACCUCCCAAGGCAUGCUCUACUACGGGCUCUUGUUCUUCAGAGGUGCUGAGUACCAAGACUAACGCCAAGGAGAGUACCAUAUGCAUACCAAACUAUCUGGACCAGGAAAUCAAAAUUCUGGCAAAGCUCUGUAACAUUUUACAUACUGAUUCUCUGGCCGAAGUUCUACAGUGGCUGCUUCACGCAAGUUCAAAAGAGAAAGAGUGGGUCUCAGCUUUGAUUCAUGCUGAGCUGUCUGAGAUAAACUUGUUGACUCGCCCUCUGAGAAGAAGCGUCUCCGCGGAACCAGCGGUGGUGACUGGGAAGCUAACCAAAGUUAAAUCUCCUUCAUAUUCACCUGUGAAAUCAAAAGUGCUGACCAGAUCUGGAGAAGGACAUCAACUGGCCAGAGUGUCAAGUCAAGGAUCUGAAGAAAAUAAGGUGGUACCAAAAGAGUCUGAGCACAAACCUGCAAUGUUUAUAAGAAGAAAUAAGAUGACAAUCCCAGUUACAGAAUAUUUCAGCAAAUCAAACUCUCCUCCCAGGCCUAAAACUCAGGAGAGCAUAUCAACAAAACCAAUGUCAGCAAGGAGUAUACACCAAGAAUACAAUCUCUCUCCCCAGAGAACAUUUUCUCCUUUAACAUACCAAAGGUCGAAAAUCUAA